AUGUCUGUGUGUAAUGGCAGCAUUUUGGAUGGAUGUGGCCUACUGGAGCCAAUGGAAAUGGACCUUCAGGAGGCGGACACCGCCCUCAUGCCUGCCACACUUAGGGUGGUAUUGGCCGCCAUCAUGAUCUUCAUGAUCACUAUCGGUUUCCUUGGAAACGCCAUUGUAUGUCUAAUUGUGUAUCAGAAGCCAGCGAUGCGUUCCGCCAUCAACCUGCUCCUUGCCACGUUGGCCUUCUCAGACAUCAUGCUCUCGUUGUUGUGCAUGCCGUUCACGGCUGUCACCGUGGCAACCACAGACUGGAGCUUUGGCGUCGGCUUCUGCCGCGCUUCAGUCAUGCUCUAUUGGCUGUUUGUCUUGGAGGGUGUGUCCAUCCUGCUAAUUAUCAGUGUUGAUCGUUUUCUCAUCAUUGUGCAGAGGCAGGAUAAACUCACGCCGCACAGGGCAAAAAUUUUGAUUGCGGCUUCAUGGGCCCUGUCGCUCUGCGUGUCUCUACCUUCAGUUGUCGGCUGGAGGGCGGCCGGGGUAGCGGCACAGGCCCCGCAGUGCAUUCUGGGAUACAGCGAGUCGCUGGCCGACCGGGGUUACACGGUGUUGCUGGCAGUGGCUGUGUUCUUUGUGCCCUUCAGUGUUAUGCUUUACUCCUACCUGUGCAUUCUCAACACAGUGAGGCGCAACGCUCUACGUAUCCACAACCACACCAGCGAGGGCAGCGUGGGCCUUAACCACGUCAGCAAACUGGGCCUCACCGGCCUACAGCGCCCCCAGCAGGUCAACGUGGACAUGAGCUUCAAAACCAGGGCUUUCACCACCAUCCUCAUACUGUUCAUCGGCUUCUCUGUGUGCUGGCUGCCACACACCGUAGUGAGUCUGCUGGCCGUGUUUAGUCGACAGUUCUACUUCAGUCCGGCUUUCUAUCCUGUCAGCCUUGGGGCGCUUUGGCUCAGCUACCUGAAGGCCGUUUUCAACCCUGUUAUCUACUGCUGGAGAAUCCGGAAGUUCCGCGAAGCCUGCCUGGAGUUCAUGCCCAAGACCUGCAGGUUCUGUCCCAAGGUUCCCGGCAGGAGCCGUCGACGCAUUAGGCCGAGUAACAUUUAUGUGUGUAGCAGUGAAACCCAGUCCUCUGUCUAG
Messenger RNA from Chanos chanos (milkfish), 1131 nucleotides. It is a transcript of the gene gpr45, whose product is annotated as G protein-coupled receptor 45. Gene Ontology annotation, biological process: G protein-coupled receptor signaling pathway. Bases 1 to 1131 code for a protein of 376 amino acids. Gene Ontology annotation, molecular function: G protein-coupled receptor activity. Gene Ontology annotation, cellular component: membrane. The transcript has a single exon. NCBI's taxonomy places the organism in Eukaryota, Metazoa, Chordata, Actinopteri, Gonorynchiformes, Chanidae. The record is from RefSeq and is a predicted model, not a curated record.